CUGGAGGUUUGCCCGGUCGUUAACUUCAGGGCCCUCAGGAUUAGUCUCAUGCUUCGGCUGUGGGGAUACCUGAGUUAUCAAAAAAAAACACCAACAUUCGCCAUCUCUGUUGAGAACAUAACUGAAAAAGAAACAAAAGUAACAAAGUUUGAUUUGAAGCUGAUUAAUGAUGAGUUGGAGAAGGUGCUAGGAGUUGAAGGUAAAGAAGAUGGUUGCAAUGACUCAUCUGGGAGAAACAGUCAUGUUAGCACCAUUACACUGAGUGGCAAGACAUUGGAAGGCACAGAGACCAGUGGGAACAGAACAACAAUGUGUCCACUCCAGGGCUAUCUGCUUGGGUCAGCAAUUGAGUUGCCAGAAACAAAGAAGGAACAUAGAACAUCACUUGGGGAGCUGUUUCAGAGGACAAAAAUGACAGAGGAAAAUUCUGUCGCUAAAUGCGAGAGCGGAGAAAAGAAGGCAGACAAGGAAACAAAUAAAUCUGCUAUACGUCUCAUGAAAAAGAUACUGAAGAAAAAUGGUCCAUGAUUCCUCUCGGACCUCCACCACAGUGACUGGGGGAAAUGUUAUCUCUGCUUCAAUGGAGACGAAACUGCAUAAGAUCCUCCACAUGUUCCACAAGAAAGUCUAUCCUGAAAACUCAACUUCUGCAUGGAAAUCAGAUAAGCCCCAUAAGAAUGAACCAAAGAACAACAUCACCUGUGAGGAGGGGUACUAUGACGGAGAUUAUAUGCACCCAGGUGAAGAUAUCAUAAUAUUUCCCCAUACAGCCCUUUCAAAAGAGAGCAUACGAUGCUUCAAGAGACACUCAAACCCAUCACAACUCACAAUCAGUGGAAGCAAUUCAAAUGGGAACAGCGAAAACUGGAUCAAUACAGAUGCAGACUGUAAGUACACAUAUAGCUACCUUUCCCAAAAUCUAUUGUAUGCUCCAGACUUCAUGGUGAUUAUAAUUUGAUUAUAGAAACUAAAUUCUGAGCCCACAGAAGUUGGCAUUUACACUAUCACUUUUGGACUGAUGAAGUUGUACAUCCUUCAACUUAUAUUCUUGAUAAGGACAAAGGAAAGACCUAGUUUAUGUGUUCUGUCAGAUAUAAUGAUCUCCUUCUAACUGGCCUCAUGUAUUAUGGAUUUCAUUAUUCGAGUUGUGCAACUAUUUUGGUUAUUAGUCUGAUUCAAUUCUAUUAUUUGCACUGCAGACUUCGUGCUGGAGCUAUAGAAGGAAGAAGCGCUCUUAAAGUGCGGUUAUGAUAUAUUGGCAUUAAAUAGUAAUCAUUUGGCAUUAUGUUAUAAUUUUUAACAUAAUGCAGUCAGACAAUGUCCACUAGGAUUGUGCCCUUCAACACCCACAACCUGCAAAAAU
This is a messenger RNA of Camellia sinensis, 1363 nucleotides long. The record is from RefSeq and is a predicted model, not a curated record. Lineage: Eukaryota; Viridiplantae; Streptophyta; Magnoliopsida; Ericales; Theaceae.